Molecule: messenger RNA, 1371 nt
Organism: Maudiozyma saulgeensis
Lineage: Eukaryota; Fungi; Ascomycota; Saccharomycetes; Saccharomycetales; Saccharomycetaceae
Source: the annotation of a GenBank genome assembly
AUGAGUGAAGAAAUGGAUACUGAAUAUGACGUGAUUGUCCUUGGUACAGGGAUCACCGAAUGUAUCUUAUCAGGGUUAUUAUCUGUUGAUGGUAAGAAGGUUUUACAUAUUGAUAAACAAGAUCAUUAUGGUGGUGAAUCUGCUUCUGUUAAUUUAUCACAAUUAUAUUCACAAUUUAAGAAAAAUCCAAUUGGUAAAGAUGAAAUUGAAGCUAAAUUUGGUAAAGAUAGAGAUUGGAAUGUUGAUUUAAUUCCAAAAUUUUUAAUGGCUAAUGGUGAAUUAACUAAUAUAUUAGUUCAUACUGAUGUAACACGUUAUGUUGAAUUUAAGCAAGUUUCAGGUUCUUACGUUUUUAAACAAGGUAAAAUUUAUAAAGUUCCAGCAACUGAAAUGGAAGCAAUUUCUUCACCAUUAAUGGGUAUCUUUGAAAAACGUAGAAUGAAGAAAUUUUUAGAAUGGAUUAGUAGUUAUAAAGAAGAUGAAAUAAGCACUCAUCAAGGUUUAGAUUUAGAUAAAAAUACAAUGGAUGAAGUUUAUUAUAAAUUUGGUUUAGGUAAUUCAACAAAAGAAUUUAUUGGUCAUGCAAUGGCUUUAUGGACAAAUGAUGAUUAUUUACAACAACCUGCAAGACCUUCUUAUGAAAGAGUCUUAUUAUAUUGUCAAAGUGUUGCACGUUAUGGGAAAUCACCUUAUUUAUAUCCAUUAUAUGGUCUUGGUGAAUUACCUCAAGGUUUUGCUCGUUUAUCAGCUAUUUAUGGUGGUACUUAUAUGUUAGAUACUCCAAUUGAAAAGGUUUUUUAUACUAAUGAUGAUUCAGAAAAUGGAAAAUUCGAAGGUGUGCAAACUAAAUUAGGUACUUUUAAAGCUCCCUUAGUAAUAGCUGAUCCAACAUAUUUUUCUCAUAAAUGUAAAUCUACUGGACAAAGAGUCAUUAGAGCUAUUUGUAUUUUAAAUCAUCCUGUUCCAAAUACUGGUGAUGCAGAUUCUUUACAAAUUAUUAUUCCUCAAUCUCAAGUUGGUAGAAAAAAUGAUAUUUAUAUUGCUAUUGUGUCGGAUGCUCAUAACGUUUGUUCAAAGGGUCAUUAUUUAGCUAUCAUUUCAACUAUCGUUGAAACGGAUGCUCCACAUAUUGAAUUGGAGCCUGCUUUCAAGUUAUUAGGACCUAUCGAAGAAAAGUUCAUGGGUAUUGCAGAUUUAUUUGAACCAAAAGAAGAUGGCUCUAAGGAUAAUAUCUAUUUAUCCAAAUCUUAUGAUGCUUCCUCUCAUUUUGAAUCGAUGACAGAUGAUGUGAAGGAUAUUUACUUCAGAGUUACAGGACAUCCUCUGGUGCUAAAGAAGAGGAAUGAUCAAGAAUUACAACAAGAAGAUUGA